Molecule: messenger RNA, 3808 nt
Organism: Pelobates fuscus (common spadefoot toad)
Lineage: Eukaryota; Metazoa; Chordata; Amphibia; Anura; Pelobatidae
Gene: STK36
Product: serine/threonine kinase 36
Exons: 27
Coding region: 40-3771 (1243 amino acids)
Biological process (GO): protein phosphorylation
Cellular component (GO): cytoplasm
Molecular function (GO): protein kinase activity; ATP binding
Source: RefSeq, a predicted model, not a curated record
AGAACAAACCGGAAGUGGGAAACCGAUUUUCUGCGCGGGAUGGACAAAUACCAUGUUUUACAUCUUAUUGGGGAAGGUUCCUUUGGACGUGUCUACAAGGGCCGGAAGAAGUACAGUGGGGAGGUUGUCGCCCUGAAGUUUAUUCCAAAAGUAGGCCGCUCGGAAAAGGAGCUGCAAGGAUUAAAGCGAGAGAUCCAGAUCAUGCGAGAUCUGAAACAUCCCAACAUUGUACGCAUGUUAGACAGCUGUGAGACAGAGCGAGAGGUUGUUGUCGUGACUGAAUAUGCAGAAGGAGAACUGUUUCAGAUCCUGGAAGAUGAUGGAAAUUUGUCUGAAGAACUGGUACGGGAUGUCUCAGCUCAGCUUGUCUCCGCACUAUAUUACUUGCACUCACAUCGGAUACUGCACCGAGAUAUGAAACCUCAGAAUAUUUUACUGGGUAAAGAGGGCACAGUAAAACUUUGUGACUUUGGGUUUGCUCGCGAGCUAAGUUUGGACACACUCAUGGUGCGUUCUAUUAAAGGCACCCCGCUCUACAUGUCUCCGGAGCUGGUCCUGGAGCGACCCUAUGAUCAUCGUUCUGAUCUCUGGGCUCUUGGAUGUAUUGUAUAUGAGUUGCUCGUUGGGACACCUCCAUUCUACACGCACAGUAUCUUCCAGCUGGUCAGUAUCAUUACCCAGCAGGCUGUGCGCUGGCCACGGGGGUUGUCCUCUGAACUUAAGGCCUUUUUGCAAGGUCUCCUCACAAAAGAUCCUGUUCUCCGUCUCUCAUGGCCUGAACUCCUGAAGCAUCCAUUUAUUAAAGAAAGAGUGACUGUAUUAGAAGAUGAUGUGACGUCUAGCCCCUUUACAUCCGCUUUGACUGAAGAGCAGCAGCAGAUGAGAGAUAAAAUGUAUGCGACUGCUGGCCGAAGCACUGUGCACUCUCGGAUCCUUAACAAAGCUAGACAACAAGUGGCUAAGAGGAAAGAGAGAGAUGCUGUAAGAAACAAUGAGGGAACAGACAUUGCUGAGGAGGAGAUUGUUCCUCAGAAUUCUGACCGCGGUAGACUGCCAACGCAACAUUCUUCCAGGGAUCAUCGGAUUUCACAGGACUACGAACAAAGAACCAAACGCAGCAUUGAAAGAGUUCACCUGGAGAGUGAGGACAGUGAUGAUGAAUGGUCUCUCUUGCUAGAAGCUACUGAUCCAAAUCAUGCUCAGCUGAGCACUCCCUUCCUGCUCCUGCAAGACUCAAGCUUCAGGAAAAGAGUGCAGCAUCGUCUGCAAGACUGCUGCCUACCGGUUUCUCUGGAAGCUGUUUCUCGAUUGCGUCCGGCUCUGCGUGUUACCUGUAACCUCUUAUCAUCCGGCUGUGACCCUGCUCUUCUUUCUGCUCUCUGUACUGAACUCCAGUUACCUCGCUUCCUACUGCAACUGAUCAACCAAUCACUGAAAAAUGAUAUGCAACAGUGCUCCUGGGCGGUUGCAUUCAUGUCUGAUCUAUUUGCGCUGCUGAAUUCUUACUACUGUUUCAAGAAGCAUCCUGAGGCUUCCAGUAAUCUGGAAACUGGUUGGAAAGGGUUUCUUGAACUAUUGGAUGAGCUGCUCAACUGUCCUCUGGAAGGAAAGCAUAUCUUACAGCAUCAGAGUCUUCAGUGCUUGGUAGCUCUAUGUAAAGGCAUAGACUCCAGUGCUCCCUCAGAUGGAAUCACAUUUUACAACAGUCUGCAUUCAGAGCACCAAGGAAUUCUUGACCUGGUUAUUGAAAUGUCACUAGGUCCGAUCUGUGACCUUCCUGCAAGUUCUAAAGGAUCGGAUGGAGAUGUCUCAUCAGAAGAGGGUGGGCACAGCUUCUUCAUUGACGCUCUGGCUGCUGUGUGUGAUAUUCCAUUCUCCGGAAAGUGGAGAGAAUUUAAAGGAACGGUCUCUUUGUAUGUCUCUGAAAGACUUCUCUCUGCCACACACUUUGACACCUUUGUCGCUGGACUGCAGCAUUCUCUUAGCAGUCUCAGGAUUUUAUAUUCGUGCUGUCACACUAACCUUGAGAUGUGCCGCUGGCUUGCAGGGAAUGCUUGUUUCCUUCAAUCUGUCAUCUCUGUUCUAGAUGGAGAGUUCUCUAAUUGGAAUCUCCAUCAGAUUCACACUGCUGAGCUGUCUCUGAGUCUGCUGUCUGUGAUUGUUCUACGCCUGCAGUCAUGGCCGGACAUGAUGUCUCAGAUUGCGCUCAUACUCCCUCGUCUUGUGACUUGUGAUGUGCCUCCCCUUGUGGCAUGCUCAGUUGUCCUUAUGUCUGCUUGCCAUAAUUGUGGGGUACCCGUCAUGCUGUCACCUGAGAAAGUGAUGUGUGUAGCGAGAUGCAUUCUGACGGAUACGCUCCAGCUGAUUUCUCCUCCUCCACUCGGCUCUGGAGUUCAUGACUGGAUUUUUCAACUUUUACUCCAACAACUUAACCAAGAUGAAAAAUUCUUUUUGGAAGUUUCAGCAGAUGUUAUAUUUUUGUGGCAGUGUGUGUUCGCAUUGUUGCAUGUUUCAAAUCCAAGAGCACUUCUUGAAGGAGACACCCCACGGGGGAGCGACUGCAUGCACCCAGUGCUCCCAGAUUGGAGUCUGCUGUCUGUACGCGGAGUGAUCAGCUUCCUUGAGCUUGCUCUGGUGAUCUCUGUUCGGGACCCUGAACGAUUCCUUUCCCUUCUGGGGAACACUGAUGGCACAGUUAUAGCAACAAUGAACAGAUUAAUGAAUCCCAGCUGCCUGAGUCUCAUUGCUGAGGCCUGCAGUCCUUUUGGAUGGGACGUUUCUCAAACUCUCUCUGACAUUGUUAAUCUGGUGUCUAAACUAAUAUGUGUCCCUCUGUCUCUGGAGACUGCUGGAGACAGCAUGAAAGAAAUUUUCCACUUUUUUAAACAGUACCAGACUGUCACAUCUCUGAUACAGGCUAUUUCUCAGCUGCCACUACCCUGCAUGGAGCUUCCUGUGUGUCUCUUGUGCCGCAUCGCUCUGAUGGACGUGGACUUCCUGCUCGAGUUUUCAUUGGCAGCAUCCUCGUCUGAUGACGUCGUUGCCUGGUUGGGAAGUGCUUUGUGUUCAGGAGCAAGUAGUGUGAUCUGUGACCUGCUUUCACUUUUCAGUCACAUGAUCCGAGAGUCUCCCUCCAACAUGUCAUUACUGAAGAGGAUUAUGGGAGAAUGGGAAAAUCUUCUGCCCCACGUCUUACAGAGCUCAGGGCCCGAACUGAGGGCCGCAGCAUGCACUCUUGCAGGAAACUUGGCCCGCCAUGGAGAACAGCUUUCGUUGUUGGUUCUGAAAGGUCUAGUAGACUGUCUGUCAGACCGUGAUGGACGAGUUAGACGAACAGCAGCUUUUGCUAUAGGAAACUCUGCCUUUCAUAGAGCACAGGCUGCUUUUCACAGCCCAUUGGUGUCGCUUGCUACCUCUAAGAUAUCAAUUCUACUUCAAGACCCACAAGUGAAGACCCGUGCUCAUGCAGCCAAUGCCCUUGGUAACCUGGGAAUUAUCUUAAUGGAAGAAGAUCAUGCUCAGCUUCUCCUGUUAAGGGUCCCUCAGAUGCUCUUACAGACUGCAUGCACCGACCAAGAAGAAUCUGUUCGAGUGGCCUCACUUAUUGCUCUUCGUAGCCUGAGUGGAGCCUCUGCAAUACGGCAGCAUCUGAUGUCUCUGGGUGCAGAAGAGAAACUGUCAGCGUCUACCACAAAUUUACUCGGAGUCAUGUCUGAUCCCUGCACACAUCAUUGCGAGAAACUUCUCCACAUGCUGAGAACGCCAGAAUAAUCGAGGAGAACUCGCGUAAUACAGAUUCCCCAUUAUU